GCCAGCCAAGUUCUGCAGUUCGCGGGUUCUGAAGCAUCACGGGAACGCGUGGGCUGCGUCACGCUUACGUCAUUCAAGAUGGCGGCGCUCGCGUCCUUGAUGCUGCAAUCUAGAGCCUGUAUUCUGUUCAGUCAGUCGCCCACAGUUGUACUGACGAGAUUUGCUUCAAAGAAAUCAGGAGGGAGCAGCAAAAACUUGGGAGGGAAGAGUGCUGGCCGCAGACAUGGUUACAAGAAACAAGAUGGAAACUUUGUACAUGCGGGCAACAUCCUUGCUACGCAACGCAAGGGUCUAAUGCGCUGGCAGCCUGGAGCUCAUGUUGGUAUUGGAACCAAUAAAACACUUUAUGCCCUAGAGGAUGGUACUGUCAGAUUCACCAAGGAGGUGUACAUUCCUCUGCCACGAAGUGCUGAAGCUAGAGAAGUGAUCCCAAAACUUCCCAAGGGUGCUGUUUUGUACAAGACCUUUAUUAAUGUCAUUCCUGUAAAACAGGAGAAUAAAUUUAAACUAGUGGAAAUGGUAUAAUAAACACUUUCUUCAACUUCAGUUUGAUGUAGAUUCUUAAACCAGACUGGUAAACCACCCUCAAAUAUUUUGAUGGUCUCCUUUCAAGUGUGUCUAAAAAUUUUGAAAUAUUUAAUUUCUUUUUAUUUGUACAGUCAUGUUAAAUUCUAAUAAACAUGUUUUCCUACCA
Molecule: messenger RNA, 694 nt
Organism: Puntigrus tetrazona (Sumatra barb)
Lineage: Eukaryota; Metazoa; Chordata; Actinopteri; Cypriniformes; Cyprinidae
Gene: mrpl27
Product: mitochondrial ribosomal protein L27
Exons: 4
Coding region: 79-525 (148 amino acids)
Biological process (GO): translation
Cellular component (GO): ribosome; mitochondrial large ribosomal subunit
Molecular function (GO): structural constituent of ribosome
Source: RefSeq, a predicted model, not a curated record